This is a messenger RNA of Bufo bufo (common toad), 3007 nucleotides long. RefSeq names its product BMI1 proto-oncogene, polycomb ring finger (gene BMI1). The record is from RefSeq and is a predicted model, not a curated record. Gene Ontology annotation, biological process: negative regulation of transcription by RNA polymerase II. Bases 478 to 1464 code for a protein of 328 amino acids. Gene Ontology annotation, cellular component: PRC1 complex. NCBI's taxonomy places the organism in Eukaryota, Metazoa, Chordata, Amphibia, Anura, Bufonidae. Gene Ontology annotation, molecular function: promoter-specific chromatin binding. The transcript is spliced from 10 exons.
CUCUGAGCCAUUUUGGGGACGGUGUCAGUUUGCAGUGUGAGGCUCCAGCGAGCGGAGUGUCCUGGCACUGAGGCAGCCAGAGAGUGCGGGGAUCGGGGCUCUGUGCUGGGGGAGAAGAAGAGUUGCAGGGCCAGGCAGUGCAGGACGAGGAGCGGGAGCACUGCGCACAGGACAAAGCGCUGAACAUGGUGUAAUCUGCCCGGAUCCGGCGGCAGCGCUUGCACGGCUGCAAAGCACAGGAAGCCGGCGAGGUAUCGGGGGACCUCCCACUCUCGGUUUGGCUUUGGCUGGAGAAAGGGGGGGAUGAACGCAGUCCCUGCACUGACAGCGUCUGCAGAUCAGCUCAAGAUGGCCGCCCCUGGGCUGCUGCUCAUCCGCUGAGCGCCCCCCCGGACACCGCAUUGUCCCCGGACCCCCCAGCAACAGUAGCCACCCCAAAGAGAAGCUCACGAGAGAAAGUCCUCUUCUACUGUCACCAUGCAUCGGACGACCAGGAUCAAAAUCACCGAGCUCAACCCCCAUCUGAUGUGUGUCCUCUGUGGUGGAUACUUCAUAGAUGCCACAACUAUCAUUGAGUGCCUCCAUUCUUUCUGUAAAACCUGCAUCGUGCGUUAUCUGGAGACCAGCAAAUAUUGUCCUAUCUGUGAUGUCCAAGUGCACAAGACCAGACCUCUGCUGAAUAUCAGGGCAGACAAAACCCUCCAAGAUAUCGUGUACAAGCUGGUGCCAGGACUGUUUAAGAAUGAAAUGAAAAGAAGAAGAGACUUCUAUGCAGACCAUCCUUCUGCAGAUGUGACAAAUGGCUCUAAUGAAGACAGAGGAGAGGUGGCCGAUGAGGACAAGAGGAUCAUAACAGACGAUGAGAUUAUCAGUUUAUCCAUUGAGUUCUUUGAUCAGAACAGAAUGGACCGGAAAGGAAAUCGGGAGAAGGAAAAAUCAAGAGAAGAGCAGGCUAAUGACAAGAGGUACCUUCGCUGUCCUGCUGCCAUGACUGUAAUGCACCUAAGGAAAUUUCUUAGAAGCAAAAUGGACAUACCUUGCACCUUCCAGAUCGAUGUCAUGUAUGAAGAGGAACCCUUAAAAGACUAUUACACAUUAAUGGAUAUUGCUUACAUAUACACCUGGAGAAGGAAUGGGCCACUGCCUUUAAAGUACAGAGUGAGACCUACCUGUAAGAGGAUGAAAAUCGGCCACCCUACUGGAAGAGUGAAUAACAUUAGUGGAGAUUUGGAAAGUGACUCUGGCAGUGACAAGGCAGGAAGCCCAUCAGCUGGGGUUGCUUCCACUUCCUCCUGCUUCCCGAGCCCCAACACCCCAGUCCAGUCCCCACACCCACAUUUCCCUCACAUUUCCACAACCAUGAAUGGGACCAGCUCCAUUCCUAACAGCAACCACCAUAAUCCUUUCGCCAACAGGGCAAGGAAAAUGUCACUGAAUGGAACAGCAGCCACUUCAUCUGGGUGAAAAGAGGACCGAGGAUACCAAAAGAGACAAGCACCCUGAUCUAUAAACCUGUUCAUGCCAUUACAAGCUUUGUAGAUGCUAAUACAUGUCACUAUGUCCAAAUUGCUUAAUUUUUUUGUGAAAACUUCAAAGUGGCAAUUGCUGGACUUGGCAGUGUUUUUUUUUUUUUUUUUUUUUUUUUUUUUUUUUGUACCUGAAGAUUUGAUGGAGGAAAGGACGACUGUGUGUUUAUUCAUAUUGGACUACUGGAGAUAUACAAGCUAUAAAUGGGGCUUGUUGGAUAUAAUGGGCCUUUACCUAUGUGGAUAUAACUUCAACUACACACUUAUAAUGAAAAGCCUUUUUCUCUUCAGUUGUGACCUGAUGGGAUUCAUACAUGGCUUCCUGACAAGUGUCAGAUUUGUCCUCCUAGGAGCACUUGCUUGGACUAGUCUGGAUUAAACGCCUAAAUGUCCCGAGGAUUACUGAAAGGCUUUGGAUGUAUUGUGAUGAGGGCUCCUGCCUUGCACCCAUUUAUCGAGAUUGUUGUGACCUUGGAUAUAUCAUUUCUGGAUGGACAAAUCAAACCACAAUCUAUCUUGUUUCAGUGGUGUUUGUGGGCUAUUAGAGGGCACUGUCACCUACUCCAAUCUAAGUGCUUUAUCAUCCUACCAAAAGGAAAAUACAUAGACUCCUUUUUUUAUGUAGCCAUUUCACUGUGAAUAGUGAAUAAUGUCGUUAGCUUUCAUGAUUUUCUGCUCUCCAUUUGGCAUUACUGUACCUGUUUGCUACCGGAAUAAUAGGGUUACGUAUUCAUUCACCUGGCAUCAAAGAGUUCACCUGUUCCUGCACAGAAUCGAUCAAAACCUUAGAAAAAAAAAAAACUUUUUUUUUUUUUUUUUUUACCUAAAUCCUUUUGUCUAAAAAGCGGGUACAACCAUAUAUUUUACUGACUUGUUUAAGUGAUUCGCUUUUGUAAGAAUCAGUUGGCAUUAUGCUGGUUGUAAAAUGCCAUAUUGGUAUAUAUGACAUAACAGGAAGACAGUAUUGUAUGAUAUAUUUAUAAAUACUAUAAAUGGAAAUUUUGUGUUUUCAUGCACUCAGAAAUGAUUGUUAAAAUCCCCCCUAUUACAUAUGGUUAUCCUGGUGCCAUCAGCUCCCUGUAGAGGAUUUCUUUCUGCCUCUAAAACCAUGCAAUAAUGGUACUGCAUUUCUUCUUUGUAUUACUUUUAUUAAUGAAAACUUUGGUGGAGAGAAGGUCUGGUGAUUUUUACCGGUGGUAACCUGUCCAGUAUAUGAAGUGUUGCAUCAAGGUGGAAGGGCAAGAAGAAAGCAGACGCUACCGCCCCUUUCCCCAUGGUCACCCCUUUCACCUGCCUUAUUACUUUUAUUUUGUCUGUUCACGUUUUACUCUUUAGAAAUGUUUUUAUCUUUGUUCUGGGGGGGGGAUGGGGACAGAAGAAAAACCCAAGUGGUUAAUCAUUUCAUUGUCUCAAGUCUGCAGAAGAAGCACAAGUCUAUUGCUUUGUCUUGCUUAUAGUCAUUAAAUCAAUACUUUUGCAUA